Molecule: messenger RNA, 1140 nt
Organism: Grus americana (Whooping crane)
Lineage: Eukaryota; Metazoa; Chordata; Aves; Gruiformes; Gruidae
Product: T-cell surface glycoprotein CD3 gamma chain
Exons: 5
Coding region: 398-916 (172 amino acids)
Biological process (GO): cell surface receptor signaling pathway; positive thymic T cell selection
Cellular component (GO): membrane; alpha-beta T cell receptor complex; external side of plasma membrane
Molecular function (GO): transmembrane signaling receptor activity
Source: RefSeq, a predicted model, not a curated record
CGGGGGCACACGUGGCUGCUGGGGGACCCCGGCUGCGGGGGCUCCGUGGCUGCGGGGGGACACGUGGCUGCUGCGGGACCCCGGCUGCUGGAGGUCCGUGGCUGUGGGAGGACCCACGGCUGCUGUGUGUCCACGGCUGCCGGGGCACGCAGCACCUUAGGGCCACCUGUCCUCCCCUGCCUUUCCACGGGCGUCACGGCUGUGCUGGGGCGAGGAGGCAGGCCCAGGGCACCUCUGACAUCCCCCAGCUGCUGGGGCGGGGAGGGAGGGAGGGAGGCUCCAGCCCCCGGCAUCCGGUACCCGACAAAGAUCUCGGGGUGGGUGGCGUGUCGUGGUGAGGAGCUCUCUCCACAUCCUCUCCUCUGAGCGGGGAAAAGAGCCGCCACUACUUCGUGCCAUGUGGAGGGGAAGGGCCCUGGGCGUCUGGGUGCUCCUCGCCAGCCUGGCCGUGGCCAGCUGGGGCUUCCAAGGACAGAAAGUAAUUGUGAAAGAAGCCAGUGGGAAGGUGUUCCUGCAAUGUGUGGGCAGCCAAAGUGAAGUCAUAUGGAAGAAAGAUGAGACUGAGAUGGGAAACACAACACAGCUGGACUUGGGUGCAAUUUACGAUGAUCCCAGAGGCAUCUAUACAUGCACAAUGGGCGGACAGCAAAGUCCCUCUCUCCAGGUGCACUAUCGAAUGUGCCAGAACUGCAUCGAAGUGGACGCUCCCACCAUCUCAGGGAUCGUGGUCGCAGAUGUCGUGGCCACCGUCUUCCUGGCAGUUGCUGUGUAUUGCAUCACCGGCCAGGACAAGGGACGCAUGUCACGAGCUUCUGACAGGCAGAACCUGAUUGCCAACGAGCAGCUCUACCAGCCCCUUGGCGAGCGGGACGAUGGACAGUACAGUCGGCUGGCACCUGCCAAGGCCCGCAAGUGAAGUGGGAAGACGCUGGGGCCCAUGGCUUCUUCACACCAGGAGUGAUAUUACAGCAAAGUCACCACCAGUGCCUUCGUAAGAUCAGUGCUCGUAGAAGACAGUGCGGGUUUGUGCCUAGAGAGCCCUCCAGCUCUUUGCCACGAUGGGCUGCUUGUAGCACUCUGCUUUUUCUGUGACCUGUUGCACUUCUGUAUCCCUCUGAUUAAAGAUGAGCCUAUCCCAUA